AUGGUUUCUUCGAGACGCGGUUUCAACCCGAUAGCCUUCACACCUUGGCCAGUGACAAUACUCACGUCGUUGGUGUACCUCGCCCUGAUAAUCCCAAUCAUCGUUGUCCAUCACCUUGUUCCUCCCGCGCCAAAGCAAAGCCCUCCAGGCGUGGAUCUAGAGGAAGCCUGGCACGAUCUCCAACACCUGACUAGGCAGUAUCACCCUUACAACAGCCACUCAAACGAUGAAGUGCACCAGUGGCUCCUUAAGCGUAUCCGCGCUAUCUCCGCAACGACCUCGGCUCGCUCAGAAUCCCAAGGAGGCCCAGAAGUCUUUGUUUUCGACGAUAACCAAACCAACCUAACGUUUUCUAGCGCUGGAGUUGCUGCUACAGCCAUUACUGGCGUAUAUUUCGAAAGCAAAAAUAUCGUGGUCUAUAUUCGAGGCACGGAAGAUGAGCCGGGGGAGUGGUGGAAAUCUCCAGAUGGUGAACCGUCCGGGAAAGGAGGCGUGCUCGUCAAUGCACACUAUGACAGCGUUUCUACCGGAUACGGAGCGACGGAUAACGGAGUUGGCGUGAUUACCACACUGCAGCUUCUCAAGUACUUCACCACUCCCGGACACUAUCCUCGAAAGGGCUUGGUGCUGCUGUUUAACAAUGGGGAGGAAGAUUUCCUUAAUGGCGCGUAUGCAUACAGCCAACACCCAAUGUCAAAAUUCACGCAUACGUUUUUGAAUCUUGAAGGUGCUGGUGCAGGCGGCCGUGCUGUCCUUUUCCGUAGUACAGACACAGAGAUUACAAGAUUCUAUGGAAAAUCACAACAUCCCUUCGGCACAGUGCUUGCGAGAGACGCGUUCAAAUUGGGGUUUAUUCGCAGUGAAACCGAUUACCAUGUCUUUGACGGCGUCUUUGGUAUGCGUGGACUUGAUGUUGCAUUUAUGGAGCCCAGAAGCAGAUAUCACACCGACCAAGAUGAUGCUAGACAUACAAGUAUUGAUUCUGUCUGGCACAUGCUUUCCGCAGCUAUUACAACCACAGAAGGGUUGGUCAGUUACACCGGAAAUGAAUUUGACGGUGAUAGCGGAGAGGGCGGGAAGCUCAACAACGGUGUCGGCACCUUGGGAGUUUGGUUCGACUUCUUCGGCUCGUCUCUUGCGGUCUUCCAGCUUAAUACUCUCUUUGGACUCUCAGUAGCCCUCUUGGUUGUUGCUCCUCUUCUACUCAUUCUUACGUCUGUUGCACUCUUCGCAGUUGACAAAAUGUACAUGUUCUCCAUGUAUACGUACUUGUCAGAAUCAGGUGGACAAGUAUCUCUCUACGGCUUAAGAGGGAUGUUCCGCUUUCCCCUAAUCCUUGGUAUUAGCACUGCUCUAACUGUUGCUCUGGCAUUCCUGAUAAUGAAGGUCAAUCCUUUCAUUAUAUAUAGCAGUCCAUAUGCAGUCUGGAGCAUGAUGCUGUCCACUUGCAUGUUCUUUGCAUGGUUUAUUUCCUGCGUUGCGGACUUUGCCAGACCAUCUGCGCUACACAGAGCGUAUGCAUUUUCUUGGAUGUUUGGCAUUUUGUGGGUUUUCCUUGUGAUAGCCACCGUUUAUCAGCGACAGCACGGCAUAGCAAGUAGCUACUUCAUUGUAUUCUACUUUGCUGGAGUAUCUGUUGCAACAUGGAUCUCGUACUUGGAGCUUUUUGGUCUGUCAACAACCCAGGAUUAUGCCCGUCGACAGUCCCGCCUUUCUGAUCGAACACCCAGUUCAGAUAGCCACCUUCUCGCACCAUCUGCGGAUGAACUUCCAUCCAGCGGUAGUGUGGCAGGACGAGAUUUUAACCCAGAAGAUGUUGAGGACGAGGAGCCCACAGAAUCCACGUCUCUCCUUCGGGGACAGCAGAGAACAACCUUUGCUAAUUAUGCCAGUGCUAGAGGCAGCCAGGAGAGCAAUAUUUCUAACCAGGGAAGCAGCUUGUUACACCCUAAAAAUAACCGACUAGAACAAAAAUGGAGUAUCUACCUCGUGUCGUCGGCUUGGAUAUUGCAAUUCCUUCUCGUUGCACCUAUUGUUCUCAUUCUUCUUGGCCAACUUGGACUCUUCCUAACAUCUGCAACAUACCAAAUUGGUGCCGAUGGUGGUUCACAGUUCAUCAUAUACAUCGGCAUCGCCGUCUUGUCCGUUCUCAUCCUCCUCCCACUUUUCCCUUUCAUCCACCGAUUCACCUAUCAUAUCCCGACAUUCAUGCUGUUCGUCCUCAUCGGAACCCUGGUGUACAACCUGACGGCGUUCCCAUUCUCCCACAACAGCAGAUUGAAAGUUGCAUUUGUCCAGGAAAUGGACCUUGGAACUGGGAAGAACCAAGCAUCUCUCGUUGGCGUAGAGCCAUAUAUCCGUGAUAUCGUUCACGCCAUCCCAUUCGUAAAUGACGAGGAAAUCUCAUGCACCUCCAAGGGCUACGGAGGAAGAACCAAAUGCUCCUGGCCCGGGCUCAGGCCGACAGUAGUAGAUGGCCCGUACAAGGACUGGGUCACCUACAACAUCUCUCAAACUAAAGAAGAUAAAACCACGCGCUUCGAAGUUUCUGGCAAAAAUACCAGAGCAUGCAAACUGCUCUUUGAUAGCCCCAUUUCCGACUUCCAUGUACAUGGCUCUGUUGUUGAUAAACGUAUACCCCACACCGGAUCAAAAGGCGUUUCUGAAGUUCGACUCUGGAGUCGAAAUUGGGAAAACACAUGGACAGUUGAUGUGGAAUGGACUAAGAAGAGCGCUGAGCGCACGGGCAGGGUGAUGUGCUUGUGGAGUGAUGACAACGAUCUCAAUCUCAUACCUGAGUUAGAUAUGAUUCGCAAAUUUGCCCCUUGGUGGGUUGCGAUCACGAAGCUGAGGGACGGCCUUGUUGAGGGAAGUUAUUCAUUCAAGCUAUAG
Nannizzia gypsea CBS 118893 is the source of this 2892-nucleotide messenger RNA. RefSeq names its product peptidase family M28 family protein. Gene Ontology annotation, biological process: proteolysis. Gene Ontology annotation, molecular function: metalloexopeptidase activity. Lineage: Eukaryota; Fungi; Ascomycota; Eurotiomycetes; Onygenales; Arthrodermataceae. The record is from RefSeq and is a predicted model, not a curated record. The transcript has a single exon. Bases 1 to 2892 code for a protein of 963 amino acids.